CAAAUAAAUGAAGUAACGCAAAAGAGUUUUACUUUAGUUUCUCUUCAAAGUAAGAGUGGAAGUGAAAUCAUCUUUCGUGGUGGAAUUAUUCUUUUUUGGAUUAUCUUCUCUGCUACAAGUUUCUUCUUUGGAACUCAGCUGUUGUUCUUUCUUUUUGGCCUUCACAAAUCUGAGUUUUAAUCGUGAAUAAGUGUAAUUUCUCCGACCAAAAUUGGUCCUUUUAUCUUCUGGGCAGCUAUAUAAAGAUUCUUGUAUAUGGCGAAUCCAACAUCUUGAAAUUUGCUACUUCUUAGAAAGAUGGCUCUGCCUUUUACGAUAACUGCUUUGGCGCUUGCCUGUUUAUGGUCAUCUGUGUCACCUGAUGAUCAAGGGGAGGCUUUAUUUGCUCUGAGGAGCUCCUUACGUGCAUCUCCUCAACAGCUAAGCGACUGGAACCUGAACCAAGUAGAUCCUUGUACUUGGUCUCAAGUUAUUUGUGAUGAACAGAAGCAUGUUACUUCUCUAACCUUGUCUGACAUGAACUUCUCCUCGGGAACUUUAUCUUCAGGAAUAGGAAUCUUGAAAACUCUCAAAACUCUUACAUUGAAGGGAAAUGGAAUUACUGGUGAAAUACCAGAAUCUAUUGGGAAUCUUUCUAGCUUGACAAGCUUGGAUUUAGAGGAUAAUCAACUCUCUGGUCCCAUACCACCCACGCUCGGUAAUCUCAGUAACAUACAGUUCCUGACUCUGAGUAGGAACAACCUAAAUGGAACUGUCCCUGAUUCAUUCACUGGCCUUUCAAAACUGAUAAAUAUUUUGCUCGACUCAAACAAUCUCAGCGGUGAGAUUCCUCAGAGUUUAUUCGACAUUCCAAAAUACAAUUUCACAGCAAACAACUUGACUUGUGGUGGCAUUUACCCUCACCCUUGCGUAACCGAGUCCAACCCUUCAGGUGAUUCAAGCAAUUCAAAAACCGGAAUCAUCGCUGGAGUUGUUAGCGGGAGCACAGUGAUUCUCCUUGGAUUCUUCUUGUUUUUCUUCUGCAAGGACAAGCAUAAAGGAUAUAGACGUGAGGUGUUUGUAGAUGUUGCAGGUGAAGUAGACAGAAGGAUUGCGUUUGGACAGUUGAGAAGAUUUUCAUGGAGAGAGCUUCAACUGGCGACAGAUGAGUUCAGUGAACAGAACGUUCUUGGACAAGGAGGCUUUGGAAAAGUAUACAAAGGAGUGCUUUUGGAUGGCACCAAAGUUGCAGUGAAGAGAUUAACUGACUUUGAAAGACCAGGAGGAGACGAAGCUUUCCAGAGAGAAGUUGAAAUGAUAAGUGUAGCUGUUCAUAGGAACCUGCUUCGCCUUAUAGGCUUUUGCACAACACAGACCGAACGACUCUUGGUGUAUCCCUUCAUGCAGAAUCUAAGUGUUGCAUAUCGCUUAAGAGAGAUUAAACGAGGGGAACCAGUUCUGGAUUGGUUCAGGAGGAAACAGAUUGCUCUAGGUGCAGCACGAGGACUGGAGUAUCUUCAUGAACAUUGCAACCCUAAGAUCAUUCAUAGAGACGUGAAGGCUGCUAAUGUGUUACUAGAUGAAGAUUUUGAAGCAGUGGUUGGGGACUUUGGUUUAGCUAAGUUGGUAGAUGUUAGAAGGACUAAUGUGACCACUCAGGUCCGUGGAACAAUGGGUCAUAUUGCACCUGAAUGUAUAUCCACUGGGAAAUCAUCAGAGAAAACGGAUGUUUUCGGGUAUGGAAUCAUGCUUCUUGAGCUUGUAACUGGACAAAGAGCCAUUGAUUUCUCGCGGUUGGAGGAAGAAGAUGAUGUCUUGUUGCUAGAUCAUGUGAAGAAGUUGGAAAGAGAAAAGAGACUGGGAGAUAUUGUAGAUAAGAAGCUUGAAGAGGAUUACAUAGAGGAAGAAGUAGAGAUGAUGAUACAAGUUGCCUUGUUGUGCACACAAGCAGCGCCAGAAGAAAGACCAGCUAUGUCUGAAGUUGUGAGGAUGCUUGAAGGAGAAGGGCUUGCAGAGAGAUGGGAAGAAUGGCAGAAUCUUGAAGUGACAAGACAAGAAGAGUUUCAGAGGCUGCAGAGGAGAUUUGAUUGGGGUGAAGAUUCGAUUAAUAAUCAAGACGCCAUUGAAUUAUCUGGUGGAAGAUAGAAAAUAUACUUUUGAUUUUCAAAGGUGACACUCUUGUGAUUCAAACUGUAAAGUAGACGAAGAUUGAUUUUUUAAACAUCAGUGAAGUUUACAUA
Molecule: messenger RNA, 2219 nt
Organism: Brassica oleracea var. oleracea
Lineage: Eukaryota; Viridiplantae; Streptophyta; Magnoliopsida; Brassicales; Brassicaceae
Product: probable LRR receptor-like serine/threonine-protein kinase At5g65240
Exons: 12
Coding region: 298-2124 (608 amino acids)
Biological process (GO): protein phosphorylation
Molecular function (GO): protein kinase activity; ATP binding; protein binding
Source: RefSeq, a predicted model, not a curated record